AUGACUUCUGCAAGUUCGGUUUUGCACUCAGAACAUAUCAGGGAUGAAGCGAUUCUUGCCAGGUUAGGAUACAAGCAGGAGUUUCGGAGGGAGUUUACUCCACUAGAGGUAUUUGGUGUCGCGUUCAGCAUUGUGGGGCUCCUUCCAUCUAUUGCGUCGGUGCUCUCCAAUGUCAUGCCCAACGGUGGUGCUCUUACGAUGGUUUGGGGUUGGCUGUUUGCCUGCGUCUUUAUCAUGUGCAUCGGAUUGGCCAUGGCAGAACUUGCCUCUGCGGCACCAACCUCAGGUGGACUGUAUUACUGGACAUAUUCGCUUGCCUCCCCUCGUUGUCGGAAUUUUCUCUCGUGGAUGGUUGGGUAUACUAAUUCGAUCGUGUAUGUCGCGGGACUUACUGCAGUGGAUUGGGCAUGCGCGAUCCAAAUCGCAGCAGCGGUCAGCAUCGCAUCCAAUCAAGUAUACGUGUCAACCAACGGGCGGACCUAUGGUAUAUUUGCGGCGUUGGUGUUAUCCCAUGCUGUCCUUGUGAGCUUUGGGACGCAAGUCCUGGCAAAACUUCAAAGACUAAACAUCUUCCUGAAUGUGUCCCUCUGCCUGAUAGUCAUCAUCGCGCUUCCAAUCGCAACGCCAUCGGAAUUCAGAAACAGCGCUAGCUACGCGCUAGGGGACUUCACUAACUUGAAUGGCUGGCCGUCUGGAUUUGCGUUCAUAUUGAGUCUAUUGGCGCCUCUCUGGACGAUAGGUGGUUAUGAUUCAAGUGUGCAUAUGAGUGAGGAGACAUCCAAUGCUGCUACCGCCAUCCCAUGGGCGAUUGUCGCCUCUAUUGCAGUAUCUGCAGCUCUUGGCUGGGGCAUCAAUAUCUCCCUUGCAUUUUGCAUGGGCAGUGACCUGGAAGGCGUCUUGAACACUCCGAUUGGUCAACCUAUGGCGCAGAUAUUCUAUAACUCUUUUGGUCAAAAGGGAGCGUUAGCCGUCUGGUCUCUCGUCAUUGCGGCACAAUAUUUGAUGGGAUCUAGCUGUCUGCUUGUCGGUUCCCGUCAGUCAUUCGCAUUUUCUCGUGAUGGCGGCCUACCGUUAUCGCGAUAUUUCUACCGAAUCAAUAGCUACACAGGAACGCCAGUCAAUACAGUUUGGCUCGUUGCUUCUCUCGCUCUUGCAAUCGGUCUUCUAGCAUUCGCGAGCACAGAAGCUAUCUACGCAAUAUUUAGCCUCACGGUCACCUCGUCAUACAUAUCUUACAUCACGCCGAUCGUAACCCGUUUCGCUUUCAAAAAUGAUUUCAAGCCCGGUCCAUUUAACCUUGGAAAAUUUAGCUUUCCAGUCGCAGCAAUUGCUGUAUCAUGGAUGGUCUUCAUGAAUAUUGUUUUCUUCUUUCCCACGACCCCAGAGACUACUGUACAAGAGAUGAACUAUACGGUGGUCGUCUUAGGUGGUUUUAUGUCCCUCGCUAUUCUCUGGUAUUACUGCCCGAAAUAUGGAGGAGUACACUGGUUCAAUGGACCUGUAUCAAACAUAGCAUCAGCCGACAAAGGGGACGAUGAUGAAUCUGUGUCAGGGACGAUGGGGAAAGGGGAGGAGUAGAUGUCUUGAUCGUGGAUGUAUGAGUGUAGUUCUCGAUGUUAUUCAAUGACAUCAUCGAAUAGUGUUGCAAUUCAAGUUGUCGUAACAUGGUGAUACCUCGUUUUAGUUUCCAUUCACUCGAAGCCUUCAGAAGUACGUAGCGUUUGCUUGAGUACUAAUAAGCUAGGCCAUAUAGUUAUAUUGAUGUAUCAAUAACCUAUAACGUAUAGGGUUGCCUCAAUAUAUAUUCUUUCCACCAGU
Messenger RNA from Suillus bovinus, 1818 nucleotides. Its product is annotated as amino acid/polyamine transporter I. Lineage: Eukaryota; Fungi; Basidiomycota; Agaricomycetes; Boletales; Suillaceae. The record is from RefSeq and is a predicted model, not a curated record. Gene Ontology annotation, biological process: transmembrane transport; amino acid transport. Gene Ontology annotation, cellular component: membrane. Gene Ontology annotation, molecular function: transmembrane transporter activity. The coding region runs from base 1 to 1578 and encodes 525 amino acids. The transcript has 15 exons.